Molecule: messenger RNA, 869 nt
Organism: Copidosoma floridanum
Lineage: Eukaryota; Metazoa; Arthropoda; Insecta; Hymenoptera; Encyrtidae
Product: transmembrane protein 45B
Source: RefSeq, a predicted model, not a curated record
AUGGUUGGAGAGGAGAAUAACUUGCCGUACCUGCUGACGGGUUGUAUAUUCUACGCGUUCGGGAUCAAGUGGUGCUGCGAGUACGCGAGGAUGUGGUACGUCCGGCCAAAGCCGCGCCAGCCGAGGGAGAGCCCGAAAUUAAGUGCUACCCGCCGGUUGAAAAAGACGUGCUCGAGGGUGUUGAACAGCCACCCGAUCGAGGGUUGCCUCAAGCUCAUCGCCACCGUGUUUGGAUUGUGCGGUACCCUCAGCGGGGGCCUGCCCAACUCGGGUAUCGUCGCGCCCAAGGUCGUCCACUCGACCAUAUACACGUUCUUUGCCUUCUCGGGCCUGGUGGACGUGCUGCACUUUUACUUCCCGCGCAACGUGAGCGACGGUUUGGUCAAGCUGGCCCUGGGCCAGAGUUUCUUCGUCGAGGGCUUUUUGUUCGUGUGGGCGAGCGUGAGCGAGAGCCCCGAGGUCAACUUGAUCCUGGCGGCUACGGUGUGGCUCACCUGCGUGGCCGUGGCCCUGGAGCUGGUCUGGCCGGAGAUGAAGUUGUUGAGGGGGGCCUCGACGUUGCUGCACGGGGCAUGGCUGGCGCACAUGGUGAGGGUGUUCAGGUCCGAGCCGUUGACGUUGGAAAAGAUUGCUCUUACCUAUUCGUGGCACGUGGCGGCUGCUUCAACGGUCACUCUGUUGGCGGUCGUCAUCACCAGGAGCUGCAUACCCCGGGUGCCUCCGCAGCCGCCCGAGGUUCCCAUUUACGAUUACUGCAACGAAUUGGAGAUUAGAUCCUCUUGAAGAGCUCCGCUGAUGCCAUUCAUCGUCACUUUUUUUCUUUCUCUUUUUUCAUGUGAGCGAGUCUUUUCAUAUAAUGAGGAUUAUGA